UCCUCCUCCGUGCGGGACAGGGUGCAAAACCAUGCGAUUGCCUCCUAAUCCUGGAGUAGUUGCAACUCCCAGCAUCCCCAGCCUGCAGGAAACCCCUAAGGGAUUCCAACUGCUUCCUUGGAGAGUGCUUUGAAGUUCAGACUAAAUCCCGGAACAGGUUCCCUGACCCACCCACACGGGAGCCGUUUCCUUCCAAGGGGAAUCUUGAGCUUCUUCUUUGCUGAGCUUAUCGGCUCAAACUCCUGAUCUUGGCUUAACGUCCAAACUCCGGAGUGUUUAUCUUUACGGGCAGAUAAAGCCACACCGGGAGCUAUUGAUUCGGCUCAGGAAGCAAAAACAAGUUUCCACAAGAGAAAGAAUGAGGCCGAGCACAUGCUACCUGGAAAAAAACAAGGUCCCCCUUUUAAAAAAAUUAUUUAUUUACUUACAGUAUUAAUAUUCCACCCUUCUUUCUCACCCCAAAGGAGACUCAGGGCAGAUCACAAUGCACAUACACAUGGCAAACAUUCAAUGUCAUUAGACAAACGACAUAUAUAGACAGACACAGAGGCAAUUUAACAUGUUCCCAGCUUCCGGCUUCAUGAGGGUAUGCUCAAUUCCGGCCACAGGGGGAGCUGCCGCUUCAUCGUCCACUUAUGACACCAAGUCCUUGAUGUAGUAUUUCCUCAUUCUUCUGCACACUGCUGGAAGUUUUUAUGGUGUCAUAAAUUAGUUAAAUUAGCCUCCCUGCAUAAAGCAGUACAUAAAUUUCCUACUUGACGGAUUCAGCUGUCAUUUGAGCUGCUUAGCUCAACAGCAAGCUAGGCUAUUAAUGUUCGGGAGCUUAUUCUGACCCGGGCUGGCUUCGAUAUCAUGACUUCUUGGUCAGUAGUGAUUUAUUGCAGUGGGCUACUAACAAACUGCGCCACAACCUGACCUGACCUUGCAAGCAAACCCGUCCAAUGUGGGCUAGGCAAGGCUACUGUUAGACGGAUCUGUAAUUGGUUAAUCGACUGAACCCAAAGGAUGGAUCCUCCUCUUCACCUUGGAAAGAAGUGACUCGUUGCGUGCCAUAAAGAGGGUUCGGAUCUCAGUAAGGUGGCCUUUUGGCCUAUUACUGUGUCCAGUUCUGGGCAUCACAGUUCAAAAGAGGUAUUGACUCCAAGCUGGAAGGUGUCCAGAGGAAGAGGGCCACUAAAAUGGUCAAAGGUCUGGAAACCAUGAAGAAUCCCUCUGAGGAGCGUCUUAAAGAGCUUGGCAUGUUCGGCCUGCAGAAGAGAAGGUUGAGAGGAGACAUGAGAAGAGCCAUGGAUAAGGAUGUGAAAGGGUGUCAGAAGGAAGAGGGGGGGAUUGUUUCAAUGGACUCAAUGGAGCCAUGGGUUCAAACGACAGGGAAGGAGAUCCCACCUGAACAUGAGGAAGAACUUCCUGACCGUAAGAGCGGUUCAGCAGUGGAAUAGGAAGCCAGUGGAGGCUCCAUCUUUGGAGGCCAUAUGGCCAUGUGUUUGCUUUGAUUCUGCUUUUCCUACAAGAUCUGGAGACCACAAAUAAUCCCUCUGAGGAGCAUCUUAAAGAGCUGGGUCUGUUUAGUCUUCAGAAGAGAAGGCUGAGACAUGAGAGCCAUGUAGAAAGAUGUGAGAGGAUGCCAUAAGGAAGAAGGAACAUGUCUUGUUUUCUGCUGCCCUUGAAACCAGGACUCAAUGGAGCCAUGGGUUCAAAUGACGGGAAAGGAGAUCCCACCUGAAUAUGAGGAAGAGUUUCCUGACUGUACGAGCUGUUCAACAGUGGAACUCUCUGCCUCGUAGUGUGGCAGAAGCUCCUUCCUUGGAAGCUUUAAACAGAGGAAGCUUCCUUGGAAGCUUUAAACAGAGUUCUUCUGUUGGGGGUGUUUUGAUUGUGCUUUUCCUGCAUGGCAGAAGGGGUUGGACUAGAUGGCCCUUGGCCCUUGUUUGCCGUGAUGUUUUCUUCUUUGCAGGUCUCGGCAGUCGCCCGUGUUCUUUGUCCCAGAGUUCAGAUUGAGAAAGUGGGAGAAGAAGCAAGUCUAGACAGACACAACUACCAGGAAGUGCACCGUGAAUUUCACAUUGAGUCAUAAUUCCCAUUAUCAAGGGAGGGUUGGGCCUCCUUCCUUCAAACUUGUCUUAAAGAAUAGAUUCUGGGGAAGUCUCAAGCCCCACACCAACACUUGGACAUACUUUGUGUCACAAAAAAAAAAAAACAAUGUUUCUGGAGAAGAACAACUACAGUGGAGUCUCACUUAUCCAAGCUAAACGGGCCAGCAGAAGCUUGGAUAAGCGAAUAUGUUGGAUAAUAAGGAGGGAUUAAGGAAAAGCCUAUUAAACAUCAAAUUAGGUUAUGAUUUUACAAAUUAAGCACCAAAACAUCCUGUUAUAUAACAAAUUGGACAGAAAAGGUAGUUCAAUACGCAGUAAUGUUAUGAUGUAAUUACUGUAUUUAUGAAUUUAGCACCAAAAUAUCAUGAUAUAUUGAAAACAUUGACUACAAAAAUGGCUUGGAUAAUCCAGAGGCUUGGAUUAGUGAGACUCUCUAUAUAUAUACCGCAAGUCCACAGCAAACAAGAUCCUUCUGCUGGCUGUUGUAUUGGAUCCCACGUCGGACCCUUCCCAAGUGUCUAGGACUGUGUGAGUCUCGGUGAAGAAUGUGUGCAGAUCCGAGUAGGGUGGCCUUUUGCAACUGACAGGUGGUGGUGAUGAUGAUGAUGAUGAUGAUGAUGAUGGCACAAACCAAACUCUGGAUGUAUCCUUUUUUAUCAUCAUGACUUGUUGGGGAAGCCAGGAUGACAAAAGCAAGCCCUAGGUGAUGGAAAGUGUGGCUGCAAAAGGCCACAACUGUGUUGAGUAAUAUCUGGUGAGUCAGAGGAGCCAACUCUCCCAAGAGAAAGGAAAACCUUUGCGGCGACCAGGCGAGACCCGUGGAGUGCCUGCCUGCCUGCCUGCCAGGAGGAGGACAUCCUGGAAAAGAGAGGCGGGUCCGGGGAGGGUCCUGGGGUGGAGGAGACGCGGGGAAGGAAGGAAGAAGAGAAGAAAGAAGGAAGGAAGGGAAGGAGGCGAGGGAGACCCCGGCGGAGGAGGGUCAGCAGCGCCAUGCGGGGCCGGGCGGCGCUCCUGGUCGUGGCGCUCACCUGGCUCUGGCCCAUCCACGCCGUCGCAGGAGAACCUGAAGCGGGAAAACACUGUCAGCGAGAAUGCCCCGCUAAUCCGCCUGUCACCAGAGAAUUCCCUGAGCAUUUGCUGGAAAGCUAUGAGAAGGUCCCGUGCCGAGGGAAGACCUCUGUCAUAUUUACUACUAAGAGGAAUAAAUCCUUCUGCGCCGAUCCAGAGAAGGAAUGGGUCCAAAGCCGUAUGAAGACCCUGGAUGCCAAACGUGCUCUUCCGCCCCAGCAAAGUGGUUCGUUGGACAAGCUCUCCCAAGACAUCAAGUCGACUCCAGAUGUGGGUCAUGCCCACACCAUUCAAACGUCAACAGGAUGGCCUUUGAGGACAACAAGCGGCACCUUGGUUGGUCCAUCUCCAGAACCUGCUGCCCAAAACAGAGACAUUCCCACACUUGAACCAGAUGCAGAUGGGACUGUGGCAUCUCCAACUACAACUUUGAGACUUGGAGAAGACCUCACUAACAAUGGAGAAGAUCCAAAGCAUGACUCUGGUGCUCUAGGAGCUAUUAGCAGUAGACCCAAUCUUCUAAAUCCCAUGAGGUCUUCUAUGUCACCCACCUUCCAUCUGGUUGGGAAAGCCAGUGUGCCUCCUACUCCGUCAACAACAUUCCCAACGUCUCCCAGACUAUCAGCUUCGGUUCUGAGCCCAAUCAACGGACUUCAGGACAGUGUUGAGCUGCAAGGAGAAGAUGUCACCGACUCCAGCAUUGAUGGAGGCGAGAUCAGAGACAUUAAAGAUGCGACAAGAGACUCAUCUGCUGCUUUUGUAGGGACAUUGAGAACCUCCUUGUCAACAGAAGCUAUCAAAGAUGUUUCUCCUGAACCACCAAGGCCUCGCCAGAGGAGCCAAGUGGAGGCAACCACGUCCAGACCAGAGGGGACGUCCACCUUGAUGUCUGAAUACCGGACUCACAUCCUCUCCUUGACGGCCGUUGGUGUUCUCUUGGUUGUCUCCAUUUUGGCCGGGUGGGUCUGGUUGAAAAGACACAUCCCGACCACCGCUUCGCCCAAGGAACAAGUGCUAGGCCUGUUGUACGACUCAUCCAGAUCUCAAGAAGAUGCCUACGCCAUGCAGACUCUAUGAACUUCUCUGGGGAUGUCUCCUUCCAACAAACCGGGAUGAGCUGAAGGACAUACAUUGGGUCAAUGACAUUCCCACCUGAAUGGUUGGCACAACAGAUGGACAGCGAGAAUGACCAUGUCAUGAGAAGCCAUGAGGUCAUGGACUUCAAAGUGGGAGGUGGUCUUUCAUGUGGAGAAAAGAGAGGUUAACUUUGUCUUAGCGUGUUUAUGUUUGCGUGUAUAUGUGUGAGAGAGAGAUCAUUCCAAUCAGAAUUAGAGGAGUCCAAAUGAUCAGGAAUUGGAUCAAUCCAGCUUCUGAGAACGGCCAAGAAUUUUCCUCCUCCAUCCCAGCAGAGAUGGACCAUGUGUUGUCAAAGGUUUUCAUGGCCGGAAUCACAGGGUUGUUGUGUGUUUUCCGGGCUGUAUGGUUAUGUUGCAGAGGCAGCAUUCUCUCCUGACGUUUCGCCCACAUCUAUGGCGGGCAUCCUCACAGCCUCAGGGCCUUUCCUUUUCCCACUCAGCCGCUUAAGCGGGAAAAGGAAGGGCCCUGAGGCUGUGAGGAUGCCCGCCAUAGAUGUGGGCGAAAUGUCAGGAGAGAAUGCUGCUUCUGCAACAUGGCCAUACCAGGAAGAAAGCCUUGCAGUGUUACGUCUCAGUGAUGCACCUUUUGUAUGUAUUUUACGCACUUUCGUUGCCUUACCCCUUGCGGUUUUUCUCGAUGUGUUCUUAAUUCCGUCUUGCCUUUGUUGUUGAUUUCUAUUUUUAUUAAAAAAAGAAGAGAGAGAAAUAAAUCAAUUCUUAA
This is a messenger RNA of Anolis carolinensis (green anole), 5018 nucleotides long. RefSeq names its product C-X3-C motif chemokine ligand 1 (gene cx3cl1). Gene Ontology annotation, cellular component: extracellular region. Gene Ontology annotation, biological process: immune response. The transcript has 3 exons. The coding region runs from base 3084 to 4238 and encodes 384 amino acids. The record is from RefSeq and is a predicted model, not a curated record. NCBI's taxonomy places the organism in Eukaryota, Metazoa, Chordata, Lepidosauria, Squamata, Anolidae. Gene Ontology annotation, molecular function: chemokine activity.